UGUGUAUGUUUUGUCUGUGUUUUGCAGAAAAUCUGGGGUCCCACCAUACUAUGGAAAUUAAUCCUCCCUACAGUGAUCUUCAAAGAAAAGACCAGCGAGGGACUAUGGGUUUCCUGGGUGGGCUGGCGGGCACCAUGCUGCCAUCCCCGCCCCACCCGCCACACCAGGGACCACUUCCACAGCACCCGCAGGGGCCUACUCCCCAGCACCCACAGGGUCCCCAGCCUCAGCAGACCUCUUCAGCAUCGCCAGCAUCAGCAGGGGAGCUCCAGCAGCAGCAGCAGCAGCAGGAGCACCUGCAGUUCCAGCAGCAGCUGCUGGCCCUGAAGCAGGAGCAGCAAGUGCAGCAGCAGCUACUCCUGCAACACUACCAGCGGCAGCAGCAGCAGCUGGCCCAGCAGCACGAGAAGCAGCUGCAGGAGCGCAUCAAGGAGUACCUGGACCACCAGCGCCAGCUGCAGGAGGAGCACAAGCUGGAGCGGGAGCGCCAGGAGAAGGACCGCCAGCUGGACCAACUCCGCAAGAAGGACAAGCACGAGCAGAGUGCCAUUGCAUCAUCAGAAGUAAAACAAAGGCUGCAGGAAUUUGUGCUGAGCAAGAAACAGAGAGAGGCAGCUGCCAACAGUGCAAACACAUCACCACCAAACUUCAGAAACUGGUCGCGGCAACGGUCAUCGUUGGACCAGGCCUCACCACCGUCGACGAGUGCCGUUUCGCCUCAGUGCAGACAUCCGCUUCUGGGGAAGUAUGACGAUGAUUUUCCGCUUCGGAAAACAGCGUCGGAACCGAACCUUAAAGUGCGCUCUGUGCUGAAGCAAAAAGUAAUUGAGAGGCGGAGCAGCCCGCUCCUGCGGCGUAAAGACAAGGGUCCCGUCCCCUUGAAGCGGAGACCCCUUACAAUCGACGGCUGCAACAGCAAACCUGAUUCACUCGAAGGAUCGCCACCCAAUGGCUCACUGUCACUGCACUCCUCUCUGCAUUCCAGCAAUGGCAGCACUCCCAUUCAGGAGGAACCGGGCAACUCUCCGUACCAUCCGCUCUCGCAGGGCGGCACCAACGAUCUCACCCUCUACUCGUCGCCCUCCAUGCCCAACAUCUCGCUCGGGCGGCCGCCCGUCCCCUCCAGCUCGGCCGACGGGAAGAUCCUCAACUCCGUGUCCGAAGCCCAAGUGCGAGCCAUGGCCGCGGCGAGGCUGGGGAUGCCGCUCACUUCUCACGUUUUACAUUCGUCCCUGCCGUUCUGCUCACCCUUGCCAGUGAUAGACGGGGAGUUUACACCUCCGACUAGUCCGGGCUACAUCCAGCAGCAGAUGAAGGGCCUGGAGCAGUCCCCGGGCCAGGUGCUCCAGGUCAUGUACCCGCCGGGCACCGUCAUCACCGACGCCCAUGUGGCGCAGGCACGCCUCCAUCGAACCAUCCACCGACCCCUGGGCAGGACCCAGUCGGCACCCCUGCCCCUCGGGCACCCCAUGCUGCAGCCCCAGGGGGUCCUCAUCAAUGCUCAGCUCUACGAACAGCAGCAGCAACACAACCUGCUCAAACAGCACAUCCGCCAGACGGUGCUGACGCGAGCAGGCAGCAAGUCUCAGGUGGUGGAGCAUGUAGAGGAAGAGACUGAGGCAGCCGUGGCCCAGGAGAUGAAGGACCAGCCGGAGGUCAUCGACCUCACCGACACCCGCAAGGCUCCCUCCUCCGAGAACCCCCUCGACCCGCCAACCCUGCUCCUGCUCCAGCGGCAGCAGCAGAGGGACCUCGUUGCACGCCACUCCCUCCACGUGGGUGGGGGCGAAGGAUCGGCGUUCACGCCACGUCACCCGCACGGCCACCACGGGGCGCGGCCGCUCUCGCGCGCCCUCUCGAGCCCGCUGGUGAGCCUGAGCCCGCCCGGAGGUAGCCCCCAGACGCAGCAGCAGGAGGCGGCAACCAUGGGCAACCCCGGUGCGGCACCUGGAAGCAGCCCUCCCCGGGUGACCACGGGCCUGGCCUACGACAGCCUGAUGCUCAAGCACCAGUGCAUCUGCGGUGACUACUCGAGCCACCCCGAGCACGGCGGCCGGCUGCAGAGCAUCUGGGCGCGGCUGCAGGAGACGGGACUGGCUGCACGCUGCGAGAGAAUUCGUUCCCGGAAAGCAACCUUGGAGGAGAUCCAGUCUUGCCAUGAUGAAGGCUAUGCGUUUAUGUUCGGCACCAACCCUCUCAACCGACAGAAGCUAGAAAUGAGCAAACUGGAGCUUCCCAUCAAGAGCUUCGUGAUGCUCCCCUGCGGCGGGAUCGGCGUCGACUCGGACACGACGUGGAACGAGCUGCACACGGCCAGUGCAGCGCGCAUGGCGACUGGUUGCGUCAUCGAGCUGUCCUUCAAAGUGGCCACGGGGGAAGCCAAGAACGGUUUCGCCAUGGUUCGUCCCCCCGGGCAUCAUGCCGAGUUCAAGCAAGCAAUGGGCUUCUGCUUCUUCAACUCUGUGGCGAUAGCAGCCAAGCAACUGCGGCAGAAGCUCAAGAUGGAGAAAAUCCUCGUCAUCGACUGGGACGUCCACCAUGGGAAUGGACUGCAGCAGAUCUUCUACGACGACCCCCAUGUUUUGUACGUCUCUCUCCACCGGCACGACGACGGAAAUUUCUUCCCCGGGACGGGAGAUCCCCAAGAGGUUGGGGUCGAAGAUGGAACGGGGUUCAACGUCAACAUUGCGUGGUCUGGGACACUGAAUCCGCCGAUGGGAGAUGCAGAGUACAUUGCAGCUUUCAGGACCAUUGUGAUGCCGAUCGCGCGGGACUUCGACCCUGAGAUCGUGCUGGUGGCAGCUGGCUUUGAUGCGGCCGCAGGUCACCCGCCCCCGCUUGGUGGCUACCAGAUAUCACCAGCGUGCUUUGCCUACAUGACAAAGCAACUCAUGACCUUGGCAAAGGGAAAAGUUGUGUUGGCACUGGAAGGAGGGUAUGACCUCCCCUCUAUCUGCGACUGCUCCCAGGAGUGCGUGGCGGCGCUCCUCGGAGACGAAGUGAGUCCGCUGAGAGAAGAAGAGGUCACCCGGCAACCCUGUGGGGCAGCCGUCCAGGUGCUUCAGAGGACGGCGGCCAUUCAAGCUCCACACUGGCCUUGCAUCAAGAAGUGGGCACCAACCAUCGGCUCCUCGCUUUUGGACGCUCAGCAGAAGGACAAGGAGGAGGUGGAGACGGUGACAGCCCUGGCCUCGCUUUCCAUGGCGGUGCAGAUGCAUGGUCCCAAGUCAGAACCGCCUCAGGAAGAUGAGCCGAUGGAAGAGGACCAAGACAAGUAACCGACCCAAGCGACGAAGAUUGCACAGGAAGCUGGGGGGACAUGCACGUCCCUCGCCCAAAGAGCCAAGGAACACGUGCCGAUGCACACUACCGAGGAGGAUAAACAAUGUAAAAUGUGCUCCACACAUGGGACAGUGCAGUGGCGGUGCAGUUACAAACGACGAAACGCAGGACCAUCCAACUACGGCGCUCGUCAGGAUCGUCUACCAUCUGUCGUUCGUGGGGUAGUCCACAGACAGUUCAACGUGCGUCGAAUGUUCCGGAGGUUACUGCAGACUAAUCUCGGAUUCGGCUUUCGUCGUCCGUAAAACCUGCUUCAGACAAAGUGUUGGAGUGAUCUACAUCCCGACGCACAUGACGUCUUACCGGGUGUUGCCGGCAGGUGGUAGCGAAGAUAUGCCUGUUACGAUUUUACUCUCUCAUUGUUUUUUUAGAUUGUUCCUGCGGGGGGCUUCGGUACGAUUUGGAAGCUGUGCCAAUGAAACGUGUUUAUAUCAGUGCUAGAAAUUUGGUAUAAAAGCUUUUUUUCUUUCUCGAAUUCUUUUCGGACUUAGACAUUUGGAACGAACCUGCUAACGAGAAGGAAUGCAUCGUUUCCGUAGCGUCCAUUUAGAUAUAAGUUCAAGUGGAACUCUCCACUCUCUCAAAUGUUGGAAUGCAUUCACUUCAGAAGGAACUUUGCAGCAAGUUGAACUGAGCAGGCUCUGUGGAGCACAUUUACCAUCUGCCGAAAGGAAGAUGGUUUCUCAAUAAAACGGUUGCAUAUUUUGUAGCCAUCUGGCUGCCCUUGGCACGACACAAGUGAGCUGGUGGAUAGGACUUCUUUUAGUAUUCCCCAUCCCGUUGCAUACUUCAGGAACAGGGCAUUCUUUAGACAAGUUUUACACCUUUCAUGCUAUGUGACAUCAGCGGUUCAACCACUGUACGCAGUGUAUGUGUCGACUAAGCAUUCAACUCAAAAACGUCAUGGGUACUUGGCGAAGGAAAGAGACGAGUUGUGUUUAGAAGUAUAUAUACACACACCUCUAGGUGUGCCGGAACUUUUUAGAAUGUGCGCUUUAUAUACCAUACCAUACCCUGGUGCAUCCAAGUAUCUUUAGCUAGCUGAGCUGACCUGAUACAAUUUAGCUCUCGAAUUAGAAAAGGAAAAAAAAAAAAAAAGAGUAGAAUGAAAAACUGCAGAUGAUGCAGUUUCUCCUAGGGCUUGAUGUAUUUUAUACCACCGUUUGCUGCUAAGCAUUUUGGAAAUGGGCAUUAGACGUUUUGAGUGUAAUAAGUUUCACUCCGAGUCAUUUCCUUUGUCCUACAUGCUAGUCAAGUGUGCGCUGUGCAUCUCCUCGGUGAUUUGAGGAGAUGACUUACCCAGUUGGACUUGUGUGCCGGCUUUUUCUACCGUGGCCUAUGUGUCAAGGAGAGGAAGUAGCGAAGGUGGGAUCGUCGUCUGAAACCAUUCUUUAUUGACGCGAGAGAAGGAAAAUCUUCUCUGACUCGUAAAGCCGUCGUUUCGUCGUACGAACACCCUCCGCCAUACAAAGUCAUCCAAUUGGUGGAUACGGUCGUGGAAAACAAACAGUGCAAAGCUACCCCCCACGUCACUCGGUAUUUGUCUAGUGCAGCCAUUUUAAGAGAGAACCAUCUGAUACUUGUUAUAAGUUGCACACACACACGAAAUGAACAUGCACUCAACCUGCACAGCUGCUUAGGACAAGAGAACUUUUGGAAUGUGUGUUAUACGCAUGCCUCGUACUGCGGAGCAGGUCUAGAACGUUUUUUUUUUCUUUUAAAGUUUUUCUGCGAGUGUGCAAUGUUGAACCCCGCUGUGGUGGUCGACCCCUCUGCUUUUGUGCGCUCCCUUUCGUCUUCUUUUUGACUGUUCGGUGUUAGUCCUCUACAUGCUAUGUGCUAUGUGUGUCAUGAGAGCAACAAGCAAGCAGCGACAUUUUUAUGUAAAGCACUCUGCCGUCAGCUUUCCUAGGUGUUUCUCGUGUAUAAGCCUGAACCCAUCUACUCUCUCUAUGUGUGGGCGCACAGUUGCAGAGGAUCUGAUUCUUUUCCUGUUUCUUUUGUAAAUAAUGAAAUUGGUGAUCAUCCCAAACAAGCAGCUUCUUGUUGAGUCAACGUUAAAUUUGCGUGUAUCAAGACAGGGAGGUGACAGGAGGCAAAGAAACGUUUUUGUUCUGCCAUUGUUGUGUACAAAUGAGAGGUCCUAUUCCGUCUCAUCCUCGAUUCAAGGUCAAGACAAAGUAUGCCCAGGCCGGUCAGUUGUCAUGUGUCCAUUACGCAAAACAUAGAACAACAACACUGUUGAAAGUUUGCAUCCCAUCCUCACACCAUUUGGAGUCGAAAGCACCGUGGCUGCUGUGUCGUCGUAUAAUCCGAGGUUUCAAUCUUGCUUUAGCUCGAAAUGCACCGAGGCAGGUCUGAAACAAUUUAAACAGCUGACCUUCAUUUUCUUCUUUUUUUUUCUUUUUUAAGGAGUGAGAAACUGUUGCCCAAAGCAUGGGGACAUGGCACAAACUGCUUGUCUUGGUACCUGUUUUUAUUGUUUUUGUCACAUUCAAAGUUUUGAGAGGUGGAAGCUUUUGCCGAAUGCCGUUAUGGUCAAGUGCUCUGUACUAUAUUUUGGGUGUGCCUGUACAUAAAAAAUGUAAUUUUUUGUUGCUUUUUUUUUUCCACUUUUGCAUAUAUGCAUUAGUUGUGUAUAGUUACUUUUGUGCGGGAAAUGCAACUUGGCUUUGUUUUCGCGGGCCUAGUACUCGUGCGAGGCCCGAGUUUUUAAACUGAGACAUUUGAAACAAAUUAUGUUUAUCUAGUCAAAUUAUGAUCUUCUUUUUUUUUUUUACCUUUUUAUUGCCUUGUUUUUUUUUAUGCGUUUGGAGCUUGUUAAUUGUGGCGUGGUAAAAGAGAGUGGCUACCUUGAACAUGACUGAAAAUGUCAGCUUGGUGCAGCGGACAAUGGGCGAAAGACUAGUCAGGAGACUGGGCUAACCUGGAAGAGGACUGUUUUGUUGUUUGGUUGUUACAUAUUACUGUCUUGUAUAUUGUAUGUUGAAGAGAUAUAUGGUAAUUUAAGCUGUACAGUGCGACCUAUGUGUAUCUUGGAUUAUAUAUUAUACUAAUCAUUGCAAAGCAAGAAGCUGAUACAUAUAUUUUUUGCCACAUGUAUAUGUAAACUUUGUGCCAUUGUAAAAGUGCAUUAUAUUAUCGUUAUAGAGAAAUAUUUGUAUUUUUUUUCAUGCAUCUGUAUUAUUAAUAAAUCAUUAUUCAGUGCCUAUUAA
Molecule: messenger RNA, 6557 nt
Organism: Ixodes scapularis (black-legged tick)
Lineage: Eukaryota; Metazoa; Arthropoda; Arachnida; Ixodida; Ixodidae
Gene: HDAC4
Product: histone deacetylase 4
Exons: 25
Coding region: 6-3278 (1090 amino acids)
Biological process (GO): negative regulation of transcription by RNA polymerase II; chromatin organization
Cellular component (GO): histone deacetylase complex
Molecular function (GO): histone deacetylase activity
Source: RefSeq, a predicted model, not a curated record